Zootoca vivipara (common lizard) is the source of this 2406-nucleotide messenger RNA. It is a transcript of the gene TMEM106A, whose product is annotated as transmembrane protein 106A. The record is from RefSeq and is a predicted model, not a curated record. Lineage: Eukaryota; Metazoa; Chordata; Lepidosauria; Squamata; Lacertidae.
CAAAGUAUAAAUUCUCAAUAAGCCGGUGACCAAUGUCACUCUUCUGUGGUGGAAGGGAUCUCUGGUGGAAAGUUGGGCUGCUGGUGUUUCAUUGCCUUAAAUCUAGAUAUUGUAAAGCUGUGCUUCAGUGGCGUGGUCAUGGGGAACAGCUUGUGCUUUUUUUCACCAUAGGAAGAACAAUGGGGAUCUUGGUUUGUGGCUGAGGAGGCACAGACAUGGAAAAGUCUGGGUUGCUCAAUUUCCUCUCAGAGCAGUGAGAGCAACUGGAAAGGACAGCUUUGCCCAGUUGUCGUGGCUGCAGUCCAGGUGAAAAGGACGACUUUGGAAGGAGCAUAAAUGGAGUGAGGAAAGGGGUUUAUGUUCUGAAUUGAGCGCAAAAAAAAGGAGCAAAGGGGGGUGGGAAGCGAAUGAAAAACUAAACCUGGAACACUUCAGGCCAUUAUCUCACUUGAGAAUUGAAUCUCAAACGGCUUAAAACAAGUUACAGGCACAGUGACAGAGGUUGACUGAAGAGUUACCAUAGUUGGCAGCACCACUCCCAAGCCUAGAUGCUGCUUUCAGUGCUCAUCCUGUGAGUCAUUCCUACUUUGCCUCCCCUAGAUAUGAUUUGUGGCAUUGAAAGGACCUCCUUAGAGGAAAUGUUAAACAUCUGACACUGGUUGGGGGCCUGUUCUGGGAGUCUGCUAGUGUUCACCUCUGAUACUUGGCCUAAGUCGGGACUUCUGGGAGUGAUUCUUUCCUUGCUCCUGGCUCCCCAUCUGCCAGCAUCUCUGAACAAUGGACAGAGUCCUCUCAUGGCUGAGGACACUCUGCGGCAAGGAAGCGGCCGAAGAAGAAAAAGGAGAACGUGACUCGCUACGGGAGAAAAGUUCGGGUGAUGAGGAUGACGCUCCCUAUUAUGGCACCAUCAACGGAGGCAACGCUCCGGAGGUGUCCUGCGCUCCUUGUGUUGGCGUUGCCAGCCGCAGCUCCGUCACCUGCCCUACAUGCCAGGGCACUGGAAGGAUCCCCCGAGAGCAAGAACAGCAGCUAGUGGCCCUCAUUCCGUACGGAGACCAGCGGCUCAAGCCCAGGAGAACGAAGCUGUACGUAUGUCUCACAGUGGCCAUCUGCCUGCUGAUGACAGGCCUCAUGAUGUAUUUCCUGUUUCCACGCUCCAUCGCGGUGGUCCCUGCCGGACUGAAUUUCUCAUCUAUAUCCUUUGACAAUUCUACUUACAGCAUCACCCUUAAUAUGACUAAUAUGCUGAAUGUGACAAACAACAACUUUUACACUGUGCAUGUGUCUCAGCUGGCUAUCGAAGUCUUGCACAAGGCACUGGUGAUUGGGAAAAACACUGUGAUGACAGAGGUGGACAUCAGACCUUUGCAUGGGGCUCAGAUGCAUUACAGUGUCUCGAAUAAAAUCAUGGAUAAUAACACUUACAACAUUUGCACGUGGUCCAGAAUAAAAGUUCACAAUGUUCUCCUGCACAUACAGGGUACUGUGACUUGCUCUUACCUUGCUCACUCGGAGCAGUUGGCCUUCGAAAACUACCAGUAUGUGGACUGCAGAGGUAAUGCCAUGCUUCCCGGGGUGUCUGGCACCUCCUGUUCCCCAUAGCUGCUGCGAACGUCCGGAGGAGCAACUGUUUGCCACAUCUUCUGCCCUCUGCAAUGAAAUCGCAGCAGCAGCAACAACUUUUUCAUCCCUCCUGUAAACUGUGGGGUCGGGAAGGGAGAGGCGUUUCAUUCAGUAUUGCUAGUUCUGCUGCUAAGAAGAGGGGCAGCCUUCAUCAGGAUAUAAAGAGAUUUGGGGCGAUACUGUUUGACAACAUGUGGCUGGAGGGACCAGCAGAAAUGCAUCGGAUUGUGGGAGAUAGAAACCAAGAAAACCAUGCCGAAGGUUUGGGAUUUUGUGCUUGAAUUUGCAUAGCCUUGGGCUGUGUGACUGCCCAGAUUGAUCUUCUGCAAAUGUUUUCUGGCCUGAAGAAGUGAUCCUUGCCAAGUGUGUGCUUUAUGGGAAGGCUGGAGUUUACCUUUGAGGUCCUCGUCGUCGUUCAAAACAAUCUUUCCUCGCCAAGCAGCCGAGAACUAUGGACUUUGCACUCUUUACUUGCACAGGCAAACACUGCUUCUAAAUGAGGCUGUAUGUUUACUCAUCUCUCAUCCCACUGGCCUCCUCCUGACCAUUGGAUCAGCCCUUUGCAAUGUGUGGUGGAGGCGGAGGAAGAGUACACAAAGGUUUUGGAAGUCACAAAUAUAUAUUCCAUGUUCAAAUGCUGUCUUUCUAAAUGCACCCCUCUCUCUUCUGGGCAGAGCUGGGGAGGUAAUAAAAUCAUGCUGACCUCCAUUUUCUCUGUCAGAUUGCACAAUUCUCAAAAAAAGCAUUCCAGAAUAAAUAGUCUCGUGCAUUGUUAUUGGAGGC